Molecule: messenger RNA, 7438 nt
Organism: Myotis davidii
Lineage: Eukaryota; Metazoa; Chordata; Mammalia; Chiroptera; Vespertilionidae
Gene: RIMS2
Product: regulating synaptic membrane exocytosis 2
Exons: 31
Coding region: 77-4765 (1562 amino acids)
Biological process (GO): regulation of synaptic plasticity; calcium ion-regulated exocytosis of neurotransmitter; regulation of membrane potential
Cellular component (GO): cytoskeleton of presynaptic active zone; presynaptic membrane
Molecular function (GO): transmembrane transporter binding; small GTPase binding
Source: RefSeq, a predicted model, not a curated record
UUAUUGCCAAACCAAGUUCUGUGCUCGUUGCGGAGGUCGAGUGUCUUUACGCUCAAACAAGGAGGACAAAGUGGUUAUGUGGGUAUGCAAUUUGUGCCGAAAACAACAAGAAAUCCUCACCAAGUCAGGAGCCUGGUUCUAUAAUAGUGGACCUAACACCCCACAGCAACCUGAUCAAAAGGCUCUCCGAGGACUGCGGAAUGAGGAGGCGCCUCAGGAGAAGAAAGCAAAACUGCACGAACAGGCCCAGUUCCCAGGACCCUCAGGUGACUUAUCUGUACCUGCCGCGGAGAAAAGUCGAUCUCAUGGGCUCACAAGACAGGAUUCUAUUAAAAAUGGGUCAGGAGUGAAGCACCAAAUUGCCAGUGACAUAGCUUCAGACAGGAAAAGAAGUCCAUCGGUGUCCAGAGAUCAGAAUAGGAGAUACGACCAACGGGAAGAAAGAGAGGAAUAUUCACAGUAUGCGCCUUCAGACAGCGCAAUGCCUAGGUCUCCAUCAGAUUACGCUGACAGGCGGCCUCAGCGCGAACCUCAGUUUUACGAAGAAUCUGGUCACAUAAAUUACAGGGACCCCAACAGGAGAAGUCAUAGGCAUUCCAAAGAAUAUAUUGUCGAUGACGAGGACGUGGAAAGCAGAGAUGAGUAUGAGAGACAGAGGAGAGAGGAGGAAUACCAGGCCCGCUACCGCAGUGAUCCCAAUUUGGCCCGUUAUCCAGUCAAGCCCCAGCCCUACGAGGAACAAAUGCGUAUCCAUGCCGAAGUGUCCAGAGCGCGGCACGAGAGGAGACAUAGCGAUGUUUCUUUGGCAAAUGCUGAACUGGAAGAUUCCAGGAUUUCUGUGCUAAGGAUGGAGCGGCCAUCAAGGCAGAGAUCUAUAUCUGAACGUAGAGCUGCCAUGGAAAAUCAGCGAGCCUAUUCCAUGGAAAGAACUCGAGAGGCUCAGGGGCCAAGUUCCUAUCCACAAAGGACCACAAACCAUAGCCCUCCUACCCCCCGGAGGAGUCCAAUACCCAUUGAUCGACAAGACAUGAGGCGGACCGACUCCCUAAGGAAGCAACACCACUUAGACCCUAGCUCCGCGGUGAGGAAAACCAAACGGGAGAAAAUGGAAACGAUGCUCAGGAAUGAUUCUCUCAGCUCCGACCAGUCAGAGUCGGUGAGACCGCCGCCACCGAAGCCGCACAAAUCCAAGAAAGGAGGUAAAAUGCGCCAGGUGUCCUUGAGCAGCUCGGAGGAGGAACUCGCGUCCACACCCGAAUACACAAGUUGUGAUGACGUUGAGAUUGAAAGUGAGAGUGUCAGUGAGAAAGGGGACAGUCAAAAGGGAAAAAGAAAAACUAGUGAGCAGGCAGUUUUGUCGGACUCUAACACCAGGUCUGAGAGACAAAAGAAAAUGAUGUGCUUUGGUGGCCACUCUUUGGAAGAGGAUUUGGAAUGGUCCGAGCCUCAGAUUAAGGACUCUGGGGUAGAUACCUGUAGUAGCACAACCCUUAACGAGGAGCAUAGCCAUAGCGAGAAGCACCCCGUGACAUGGCAGCCAUCGAAAGAUGGAGAUCGCUUAAUUGGUCGUAUUUUAUUAAAUAAGCGUCUGAAAGAUGGAAGUGUGCCUCGAGAUUCAGGAGCGAUGCUUGGCUUGAAGGUUGUAGGAGGAAAGAUGACUGAAUCAGGUCGGCUCUGUGCUUUUAUUACCAAAGUGAAAAAAGGAAGUUUAGCUGAUACUGUGGGACAUCUUAGACCAGGUGAUGAAGUGUUAGAAUGGAACGGAAGGCUGUUGCAAGGAGCCACAUUUGAAGAAGUCUAUAACAUCAUUCUGGAAUCCAAACCGGAACCACAAGUGGAGCUUGUUGUUUCAAGGCCUAUUGGAGAUAUACCAAGAAUACCUGAUAGCACACAUGGACAACUGGAGUCCAGUUCUAGCUCAUUUGAAUCUCAAAAAAUGGAUCGUCCUUCUAUUUCCGUUACCUCUCCCAUGAGUCCCGGCAUGCUGCGAGAUGUUCCACAGUUUUUAUCUGGACAACUUUCAAGCCAAAGCCUUAGUAGAAGAACAACGCCUUUUGUUCCUAGGGUUCAGAUAAAACUAUGGUUUGACAAGGUCGGUCACCAACUCAUAGUUACAAUUUUGGGAGCAAAGGAUCUCCCGUCCAGGGAAGAUGGGAGGCCAAGGAAUCCUUACGUUAAAAUUUACUUUCUUCCAGACAGAAGCGAUAAAAACAAAAGAAGAACGAAAACUGUAAAGAAAACGUUGGAACCCAAGUGGAACCAAACAUUCAUUUAUUCUCCAGUCCACCGCAGAGAAUUUAGGGAACGAAUGCUGGAGAUUACCCUUUGGGAUCAAGCUCGGGUUCGAGAGGAAGAAAGUGAAUUCUUAGGAGAGAUUUUAAUUGAAUUAGAAACAGCAUUAUUAGAUGAUGAGCCACAUUGGUACAAACUUCAGACCCAUGAUGUCUCUUCCUUCCCACUUCCCCAUCCUUCUCCAUACAUGCCACGAAGACAGCUCCAUGGAGAGAGCCCAACACGGAGGUUGCAAAGAUCAAAGAGAAUAAGUGACAGUGAAAUCUCUGACUAUGACUGUGAUGAUGGAAUUGGUGUGGUGUCAGAUUAUCGACACAAUGGUCGAGAUCUUCAAAGCUCAACAUUAUCAGUGCCAGAACAAGUGAUGUCAUCCAACCACUGUUCUCCAUCAGGGUCUCCUCACCGAGUAGAUGUUAUAGGAAGGACUAGAUCAUGGUCACCCAGUGUCCCUCCUCCACAAAGUCGGAAUGUGGACCAGGGACUUCGAGGGACACGCUCUACUACUGGCCAUUAUAAUACCAUUAGCCGAAUGGAUAGACAUCGUGUCAUGGAUGACCAUUAUUCUCCAGACAGAGACAGCCACUUUCUUACUCUACCUCGCUCCAGAUACAGUCAGACCACUGACCGUCAUCACAGGGAUGGCAGGGAUUGUGAAGCAGCAGAUAGACAGCCCUAUCACAGAUCCAGAUCAACAGAACAGCGGCCCGUCCUAGAGCGGACCACCGCCCGCUCCAGAUCCACUGAGCGACCCGACACAAACCUCAUGAGGUCGAUGCCUUCAUUAAUGACCGGAAGAUCUGCCCCUCCUUCACCUGCCUUAUCGAGGUCUCAUCCUCGCACUGGGUCUGUCCAUACCAGCCCAUCAAGCACCCCAGUGGCGGGACGAAGGGUCCGGCAACUUCCACAACUUCCACCAAAGGGAACCCUGGAGAGAAACAAUGGAGUCAAGGAGAUAGAACCUUGUGAAGAAGACGGGGACCCCACCAGGAGAAGACAUUCAGGUGCUAUGGAUAUAGAGGAGAGAAAUCGCCAAAUGAAAAUUAACAAAUACAAACAGGUAGCCGGAUCAGAUCCCAGACUGGAACAAGAUUACCAUUCAAAGUAUCGAUCAGGAUGGGAUCCUCAUAGAGGGGCAGAUAAUAUUUCCACUAAAUCUUCGGACAGUGAUGUAAGUGAUAUAUCUGCGGUUUCCAGGACUAGUAGUGCUUCUCGUUUCAGCAGCACAAGCUACAUGUCCGUCCAAUCAGAACGGCCCAGAGGAAGCAAGAAAAUCAGGCCAAAGGGAGUAGAAGAGGGAGGGAAAGAAGGGGAUAAGCAUGAAGAGAUAGUUCAUGAGGUAAAGGAAGAAAGAAUUAAUGAGCAUGUGAAAGGGAACGAGAUUACAAAAACGUCUAAUCAUGAGAAAACCAGAGAAUCAGGAGACGAGGAAAAAACACAAGAUAUACAUGAGCAAGGGAAAGAAAAAGAACAGUGGAAUAAAGAGGAUUUGCAGAGGCGAGUCUCACAAGAUGACAGUGUCUUUACAUCCAAAAUGCAAAGCCGACAAGUGGGCGCGGCGGGGAAGAACAUGACCAAGAGCAGCAGCAUCAGCGGCGACAUGUGCUCGCUGGACAAGAGCGAGGGCAGCCAGUCGGACACGGCGGCGGGCGCCCUGGGCCCCGGCGGCCACAAGCGGCGCUCCAGCAUCGGGGCCAAAAUGGUAGCUAUUGUUGGCCUCACCCGGAAAAGCCGCAGCGCUUCCCAGCUCAGCCAGACGGAGGCAGGCGGUAAGAAGCUGCGGAGCACGGUGCAGAGGAGCACAGAGACAGGCCUGGCCGUGGAGAUGAGGAACUGGAUGACCCGCCAGGCGAGCCGGGAGUCCACCGACGGCAGCAUGAACAGCUACAGCUCCGAAGGAAAUCUGAUCUUCCCUGGUGUCCGCUUGGCCUCUGACAGCCAGUUCAGCGAUUUUCUGGAUGGCCUUGGCCCUGCCCAGCUGGUGGGGCGCCAGACUCUGGCUACACCUGCAAUGGGUGACAUUCAGGUGGGAAUGAUGGACAAAAAGGGACAGUUGGAGGUGGAGAUCAUCCGGGCCCGUGGCCUUGUUGUCAAACCAGGUUCCAAGACACUGCCAGCACCGUACGUAAAGGUGUAUCUACUGGAUAAUGGAGUCUGCGUAGCCAAAAAGAAAACAAAAGUGGCCCGGAAAACGCUGGAACCCUUAUACCAGCAGCUGUUAUCUUUCGAAGAAAGUCCCCAAGGAAAGGUCUUACAGAUCAUUGUCUGGGGAGAUUAUGGUCGCAUGGAUCACAAAUCUUUCAUGGGAGUGGCCCAGAUACUUUUAGAUGAACUGGAGCUGUCCAACAUGGUGAUUGGAUGGUUCAAACUUUUCCCCACUUCCUCCCUCGUAGAUCCAACGUUGGCCCCUCUGACAAGAAGAGCAUCCCAGUCAUCUCUGGAAAGUUCAACGGGACCUUCUUACUCUCGUUCAUAGCAGCUGUAAAACUGUUGUCAUAGCAACCAGCGUUACAAAAAAAAAAAUCACAGGUCGCUAACCCUGGUAACACUGCAUGCUUAAUGUUGUGUCUUCUGAGCCUGUUUCUAGGGAUACAAAGCGAUCCUGUGUUCUCAGAGGAAGUCGCACACAUUGUGCCCUAAAGAAGGCCCUCCGGUGAGAGAGCAGCGCGGUGAAGAACUGUCAGGUUUGGAGUUCAGUAACACUCAAAUUUUGGUCCAAUCUGAAGCCAUGGAUUAAUCUCAAAGAAUCAGUCAGUCUCAUGCAACAAAAGCCCUUUUCAAUGGCACCUUUAUCUUUUUACCGUUCCUUUUUCUUCAUUUCUCUGACCCCCAAAGCCCUGCUAUGCCACAGAAAUGGAGUGAGCGAUCCAGCCACUAAGCCAUGCGAUAAGUCAAGGAGUGAAGUCUAGGGAGCAUCAGGUGAAAAGCAGGAGACCAGAGCAGUGGUCCGAGGCAGACAGAGUGUCAUCCCUCCCUGGGCAGCGGACGGGGGCAGCCAGGCCCGCGUGCACCGGGGCAGACCUCGGAGCCCCAGCAGCCCUCACUCCCUCACACCAGAAUGCGUUGGACUGUGGGAAACAAAAUUCUGUGGCUACACUGUACUGAAUGAAAUUAAAGAAACCUUUCUGCAUGGACACAGAUUAGCUGAAUACUUAAGUUAUUUUCUUGGGGCUGCAACUUGCAAAAAAAAAAAACCCAAACAAACAAAAAAAAAGAAUAAAACUCAGCCAUUUUCAACAAUUUAUAUUAUUUUUAAAAAUAACUUUCACUAGUGCAUGGUUUUAAAAGGGGGCAAGAAUGCAACAGGGUGAUACAAAGACACGCCAUGUUUAUUAUUUAAUCAUAGUCUGUGUUUUGGCAGACAUUACAAAAGAAAAUACUUUCUAGAAGUUCCUUAAAAUUCUCUUUGUGACAAAUAAGUGAAUAUUCCAUUUAUUUCCAUGUUAAAUAUACAUAUCUAAUGAAGUUCAAUAUGUGCAAAUUGUUCACAUCUUUCUCCUUCCUUUUCUUCUCCUCCCUCUUUUAAUCUUUUAUUUUCUUUCUCUCUACCAGAGUGGACAUUAUUCUAAACAAUUGUCAGUUUUUGACCUGAUACUCUCUUGUACCCCAGGUUUGAUUCAGAGCUGUAGAUGCUUCUGAAUUUAUGAAUUUCUCAAGGGGAAAAAAUUUAAGAGCUUUCUGUAUUUCAAGCAUGUUGGAAAGGAUUUUGCAACAUGACUUGGGAGUGCACUAAAGUAAGUCAGAAUGUAUUUGAUAAGGAAGAUAGUUGAACUUUUGCAAUGUGUUGUCCAGUGAGUGCAUGGUAAUUUUAUUUUCGCCUUCCAAGUUUAGUUUACAGGCAAAUUCGAAAAUCAUGUGGCCAUUGUAAUGUCCAGUGAAUUUGUUGUUAGCACCAGCAUUAUUCAUACAGGGGUUAAAGUAUUAUUUCUACAAGGUCUUGGGUUUCGCUUUUUAAUUAAUUAAAGCAAUUUCUUUAGCCAGUUUCCAUUUACUAUGUGAAUAGAAACACUGCUAAAACUUUGGGGCCCUGGAACACAGGGCUGUUUAUUAAUUCAUUUUUUUCUGUAGUAAAAUUCAAUUUUUCACAAAUUGUAUUUCUAAAUAAAUAGAGUAAACAUGAAUUUGCAACAAAUAAUUUUAAAGCUCCAAUUUUUAGAUGACUCAAAGGCAGUCAUUCUGCCUAUUCAUAGUUCUUUGAUGCCAUCACCAAAAGUCCACACACAAAUCCCAAGUCAGACCCCUGCCUUUGAUUUUACAGACAGUUAUUGCCAUUGGGUGGUGCUACGCGGUCAGAUUUCUCUUAAAGGCCCCCUGUGUGGCGGAAAAGUCACUGGUUAACGUAAUAAACCACCCGGACUUCCUGUUUCUUUAUGUACACUCUGUAACACAGAGGUUGAUGUAAUCUCUUGGAAUGACUAUUGAAAUCCACAUCCAUGUCAUUUCUUUAAGGCCAUGCACAAAAAUUGCUUUUUUUUUUCUUUCUCUCUUUUUAAAUUGAGUGGUGACCAUUUAAAACUGUCUUGCUUGCUAUGGUGCAAAAGUUAAAAUGAGUAUCACUAAAAAUGCCUUCUCUUUAUGUGGUGCGAUAUGAAAUAACACUGAGAUUGUGUCUUGGCAUUCUGAGAUCUGUGAUGGCCCCGGGAAGAGUCGUUCAGAGAAUGAGUAAAACUUGACUGAAGUAAUCUAGACACCUGUGUACCAGCAACAAUUGGUUUCAUAGACCUACCGAGUCUAUCCUCUCCCUUAGAAUAAAUGUUUACCAUUCCCCUGACACUAAGACACGGUCACAUAAUCUUUUGUGUAUAUUCCUAUAUAAAUUCUUUCUAAUUUUAAUAAGAAGGACAUGACUGUAUGGAAUAUUUGUACAUACGCGUCACUGUGCAGUAUUUAUUUAAAAGUUGGUGUGUUUUUUUUUUUUAAUUUUCACAUGUCUGCACCUCGACUUGUGGUUUAGUCAUGUAAAUAGCACUAUUCCAGUGACCAUUGCUGCCCUGUACAUAGUAUGUUUUAAAACUAAAGGGAAUUCCAGUUGGAAAAUAAAAAAAAAAGGGCAGAUUAGUCCUGUAAAGAACACCAACUAAUGUAAAUCAAACUCAUUCUGGUGAUGGUAUUUAACACUUUAAAUAAAACAUUUUCUUUACAGACUUUG